Nothobranchius furzeri (turquoise killifish) is the source of this 3906-nucleotide messenger RNA. RefSeq names its product fibroblast growth factor binding protein 1b (gene fgfbp1b). Lineage: Eukaryota; Metazoa; Chordata; Actinopteri; Cyprinodontiformes; Nothobranchiidae. Gene Ontology annotation, biological process: cell-cell signaling. The record is from RefSeq and is a predicted model, not a curated record. Gene Ontology annotation, molecular function: growth factor binding.
GCUGAUUAUGCUGCCGUCUCUUGGGAGUUGCAGGGAGAGGAAAAAUUGUUCUCGUGUCAGAACAGAAAAGUGACGUUUCUCUGAAAACUUCAGGGUGUUAUUAUUGGAUUUCAUGGCUCUCCUCACCAACUUCACUGUCCUCCUGGUCCUCGCUUGUAUUUCCCAUCAGAUGAUAUUAGGAGGCUGUCAGAAGAGCCACGGACGAAGAGGACGUGGUAACAGAGGACAACACAAGGAGCGAUCAGGGCAGAAGGUUGGCCGUCAAACCAAAUCUGUCUCUGUGUCUCAAAUGAUGGGCAAAUGGGUCACUAAAGACGCGUCAGAGUGUAGCUGGAUUGCAGCAGGGGAAACCCUCAUCACCCUUAAUGUGACCUGCAGAAAAGGAGACAUUAGCAUCAGCUGCGAGUAUGCUGCCAGACCAUCUCUCUGUCCCCAGUAUGCAUCCAGUGAAGUCGACUACUGGGUCCAGAUUUCCAAAGCUCUGAAAAAACACAAGAACCUCUGUCAGGACAAGCAUGGACUGCUGAGGGCGGGCAUGUGCAGAGGAGCUGCCAGAGAGGCUCAUUUCAGACUCCGUGUUUCACAGAUGGAAAAAAACGCUUCAGCUAAACACGACCAAGCUGUCAAAUCCUGUCAGCCUGAUAACAGGAAGCUGGCAGAAGAGUUCUGCAGCGAGUCCUGGUCAGGUCUGUGCACCUUUCUAUUCACAAUGGUGAAAGAUGCUGAUUGCUAAGACAGAAACAGCUGAAGUGGAAUAAGUGAGCAUGCACACUGAUGACUGAUAUCCACACAUUAUACUUGUAUUAUCAUUUGCUACACUCUCAUUUGUGCUUUAUCAUUUAAAACUCAUUUUAAACACAAAUGUUUAUUUUGGACAUUUGAUUCUUUUUAGACAUUCUUCCUAUUUCUAAAAAAAUUUGCUCUCUGUAAUAGUUAUCCAUCAAAAUUAAAUAGAUUUAAAAUGUAAUUAAGCAUUGUAUUUGUCUAAAUAAUUAUUUCUGCCCUUCUAGUGUUGCAUGGUAGAGCACAAAGGAUUUGCUGAAUGAAUUGAGUGUCAUCUCUUCAGCCUGCAAUACUUUGGCACAGACAGUGAAAUUACAAACUGCUCACAAAUUCAUCCAAAAGGACACCACCAUCUAUAAGGAUCAAAUGGAAGGUUGAACUGAUUCUUUUAAAAAUGAAACAAGACAUUUGUACUAAUGAUUUACAAAUCAGGCCAGUAUUUACCAUUUUUUAAUAAACCAGCAUUGGUCGAUACAUCGUUUUAGCAGAGCCAAUUUAAAGUCAGGCACAUCCGCAGGCAGCCUGUGCUGCAGCAUAUUUACGUUUCUGAAAAACAUCUGCUUAAUAAAUAUUCUACAACAUUACUGUCAACUGACAAGGCCAUAAUCCCUCCUUUUGGCGUAUUUUUCAGACAGGAAGUGUGGGAGGAUUAAGACUAGUGGUGGUGGUGUGUUUGUGUAUGUUUGUUUGUGUGUAUGAGGGAGGGAGUGACGGGUUCUUUAAAUUUGGUUUUCAAAAACUGAUUCAGGUCGAGAAACAUUGCAAAUCCACUGUUAACAUGCAGACAAGGUGGAAAAUGUCUAGAUGUCAGCCCUGAAAUUCUGCCCAAUCAAUCCACAGCACUAAUCGGCCAUCAGCUGAUCAUGACCUCUACAUAUCAGCAGACAUCAGCAUCACAUAGGUUGAUCUCUAAUUUAUACCACAAAUAAUAUAUGUUGUUUUCAGAAUUAAACCAAAAUCCACAAACAGAUGUUUGCCACUACUUUAUGCAGCUUUUUUAUACAAUAAAAUAUGGCAUAAAUCUAAAUCUGUUUACGUAAUUCACUAAACUGAUGUCAAGAUACUUUUGUUUUUAGAUUUUUGUGAUACACGAUCACCAUUGAAAACAUCUAAAUGAUCAAUUUUAUUAUAAAGAUUUGAAUAAAUGCUUUUAGAAGAGUUUGUUUAAGACCUUGAGGAUUCAUAUCUACAGUUUUUCCCACGUUUAUGGUGUUAAUGUGCCAUGCUGACAGCGGUGCACAUGCUUCCAAACCAGCAGCACACAGAUAUCAGCGUUCACCAAUCAAACACAGGUCAUCCAGAGGCAGACCUUCAUCCUGCUGGGAUUUCAGAAAGAAAAAGGAAACAACUCUCUACUUUUCUCAUCAUCAUUUAACUCUCAUCUACUGCUGAAACAUAACGCAAUACCCACAGCUGAAAUCCUUCAAGUUCAGCCUCUCCACACGUCACACUCUGGUCUUUGUAGGAAAUUUUGUAAGGAUAACAACUAAGCCAUCCAAAGCAACACGGCACAAGAAAAGGGGCAAAUUAGAGGGCAGUCACAAAGUCAGCAGGAUUGCCGUGAAUAUAGAAACACAUUAAAGGAGGAAUUUUUCCCUCAAGCAAGUAAUAAAACAGCAGCUGCAUAGACCAGAAAGCUGCUGUGCUGCUGGGAAUCCUGUUAAAGGUGAUGCAACCACAUGGAGAGCUCGUAAACUUGGUGAAAACAGUUCCUGUGAAAACAGUGUAGUAGAAACAGCUCCUUCAAAGUGUCAUUGCAGAUUUGGUAGAUUCUCUUUUAAAAUGUUACAAUUCAAAGACAAAAGUGAACACUUGAUGCUGAUGGAGUGAUGUUUGCCUGUUUUCAAAUGUAACCACAUUUCUAAAUUAUAUAACUAAGCUAACAUUAACUGUACUUUGUCAAUGUACACAACAAUUCUUUCAUAUUAAAGCAUGCAAGCGCCCCAUUCGACACUGACCCUGCAGAGAACGUCCUGCUCUCUCAGAACAGUGAUGCAUUCACAAAAACAUGAGUGGGUUGUGAUUCACAUGUCACAGUUUUUGAGAAAUGGUCAGAAAUGUUAUUUGCAAGCUUUGAAUGGAAUCAUUCAGCAGCAGAGAGAGCAUUUAGCUGUUCUCUACACUUCCAGGGUUAUUUCAGGAGCCCAGCAUGAGUCUCGGUUGGAUAUCUCAGUCAUAAUAGCGUCUAAAGUUUAGCUGCAGUUGCUCCAAUCACAGAAAAUGAUAGUGAUCAUGUUUGGGAACUACUUGUUAAAAGUCUGACUCAUCUUGAAAAAUCAGCAGAAGCAUUUUCAAAGAAACAAAUCUGGAAAUCUAUUUAUUCAUCAGGCAAAUAAAUGUGUCAAACAAAGACAAUAAAAGACCACCCUCCUAAACAUAUCUAAGCCCUACAAUAAUCUCUCAGUUUAUAAUAUUACUACUAAAAGACAAGCGGAUGGCUUUGUUUUAGCUGGUUCAGUGGAAAACACUGGAACAACACAGCAAACGGAGGAAAUACAGUAAAACUACAUGAAUAUGUAUGUAAAAAAAAACUCAGCACAAAUGAGUCAGCACACUUGCAGAGAGCGACUGCAGUCAUGAGGUGUCUUUCUUCACCUAUAAGAUUGUGCCAUAUUUCAAAUGCAUAAUUAACCAACAACAAAAGUUUAUUUACUCUCAGAUUGGUGUGAAAAGUAUGAAUGCAUCACAUAAGUACAACUAAGAGUGCAACGCUGACUAAAUUAUAUAUUUGAUAGAAAAUGUGUGUGUUCUCACUUUACACUAACAAUUGCAUCUCAGCCGACCAGUCUGUGAAGCUCCUACUUGUUUAAAAUGGCUUUGGCAUCGACUUUGGACAAUUUAGACUUGAGUAUUUCUUUGCGACAUUAGCAGAUACAGGUGAGACUAGAGAAAUUAGAAUGUGGUGCAAACAUUCAUUUAUUUCAAUAAUUCUGAGAGACCAUCCAAAGGCUCGGGAGCCCUUUGCAGGGGUCUAGGAUUCAUUAGCUGAUUAGAGUGUGACACUUUGAGUCUAGAACAUUGAACCUUUUUACAAUAUUCAAAUUGUCUGAUAUUCUGACUGUGGGGUUUUCAUAAGCUGAAAGCCAUAAUCGUCACAAUAAUAACAAAUAAAAGCUUAUUUCG